AUGAAGGUUCAACAGACCGAUGCUACGGACAGGCAUACUGAUCCAAAUUACAUCCCCAAACUAUCAGAGGUCAUCGACCUCACCCAGGGAAAUAAUACAGAAAACUUUAUGAAUAUGGUAGAAAAUGGCUCAUCUUUUGAAAAGUGCAAGCUUUGGGCUACUGUUAUCAGAUAUUUACCUACUUCAUACUACUUUUCAGACAGAUUUAUAAAAAACGCCACAGCAAAGCCAAGAGGAAGCAUCUCAAACCGUAUCAAUGCUCACAUCAAAAAAAGAGUUAGGUUCCCAGAUGCCGUGAAAAUCAACGAGAAAGAUAUCGUGGAAAACUUUAUGAAAGCCAUCAACUCGCCGGAAGGAACGACUGAUGAGUUGAGUAAAUUUAACCAGAAGUUAUACGAAAAAUUGCAACAUACUUGUGAGGACUAUGAAAAAACAAAUGCUGACUUGAAUAUGGAAGAACUUGAGUAUCAAGAAAGAGCUAAAAUGCACGUUAUUGAACCGUGUAAAAGGGUAUUAUGUUCUCUCACGAAAACAAAAAUGAAUAUUAAUACGUCCAUAGGAAUUCAAGCAAGAAUAGGGGGCAAAGACGCUAGAUUGAAUCUUUAUCCUGAUCUUAGCAUUGCACUUUUUGACGGUAGAAAAAUUUGGUUAGGUGAAAUUAAAAGACCGAGCCUUCAGAAGGUGACAGCUUAUUUGGAUUUCCUUUCCUCAGAAUCCCUGGUCAUCAAGAAAAAGAAACAAGAUCUUGAUGAUCAGGAGCACGAUUCUGUAGCGGUUUCGAUAAUAGAUCAAACCGCAAGUUAUCUAAUGAUAACAAAAACUCCCAUUGGAAUUUUGAGUGACAGUUUUACUUACAUUUUCAUUCGAAUUUUGGACUUGAAAAUCGUUAAUGAUGAGAUCCACUUAAGAUUGGAGUAUACAUGUACCAAGUCAUCCAGUACCCUUAAUACAGAAGGUCCUAUGUCACCCCUCUCAACACUUUUGGCUUUGUCAUACGAAGAAGUCGAAAAGUCCAAAUUGGAAAUAGCAUUACAGAAAGCUCGUUUAUAUGGCGAUGCCUCGGAAUUACUAAAAAAAGACUAUCUCGAUUCCAUCUUUUGUGAGGCGGCAAUAGAUGAUUUCCACUCAUACACAACCAGUUACUUUGAAGUAAUGGCGAAAAGUGGGAUACAGAGAAGAUUUAAUGAAAAAUUUGCCGCUGCGAAUCAAUCCUUGGGAUAUCACACUGUUUAUAUUGAUCGCGGAGAUCUUGUGGGUGAAGGUAUUUCCAGAAGCAUACAAACUGAUUUUUUUCAAAACUCGCAAGUUUUCAGGGUCAAGAUUAAAGAGCUUAAGGACGCAGGGGUUUCGAUUAAGGAUAAUAAUGAAAAGCAUUUAAUUUUGAAGAUCUUCGACGCCCAAAAGUAUAUGAUCAAUAUGGAAUCGCGCAUGAAGCAUACAGAAGUCAUAAGAGAAAUGGUGUCUCAUUUCAGCAACGAGUACAUGAGUUAUAAAUUGAUUGAUCUCUUCAACGGAACAAAUAAACAUAAGAAAAUAAGUAAAUUGAACGCUUAUGGGUUUGCAUUCUUCAGAGUCUACUUCAAGCCAAAUGAUAAAUUAAAGGAUCCACACAGCUUGGAAAAUUACUUUGCAGUUGGACCGGGCUUUCUUGCCGAAGAACUAACAGAAAAGCCUGAAACUGUUCAGGAUUUUGUGGAAGGUGCUAAACAAUUGCUGCAUAUGCACGAGGGUGGUGUGUAUCAUCACGAUAUCAAACUAUCAAACGUUUUCAUGAGAAACACAGAGCACAAGAAAGAAUUUGUCUUCAUUGAUUAUGGCCUAAGCGAAAUCGAGUGUACCCCAGAAGAAAAGGGAAGACCAAAAAGUUCGGGGGGUAUAGAUUGGAGUGACUUCGAGACUCUUGUGGAAUCGAUGGGGAUCGAGAAAACAGAAUGGGAAAGAGCAUUGUCUGACAUGGGGGUCUGA
This is a messenger RNA of Saccharomycopsis crataegensis, 1965 nucleotides long. RefSeq lists its product as uncharacterized. Gene Ontology annotation, biological process: protein phosphorylation. The record is from RefSeq and is a predicted model, not a curated record. Gene Ontology annotation, molecular function: ATP binding; protein kinase activity. Lineage: Eukaryota; Fungi; Ascomycota; Saccharomycetes; Ascoideales; Saccharomycopsidaceae. The transcript has a single exon. Bases 1 to 1965 code for a protein of 654 amino acids.